Messenger RNA from Porites lobata, 23224 nucleotides. The record is from the annotation of a GenBank genome assembly. NCBI's taxonomy places the organism in Eukaryota, Metazoa, Cnidaria, Anthozoa, Scleractinia, Poritidae.
AUCAUUAUCAUAGUUCUUUUUUUUUUUUAUUUUUAUUAUUUUUUUUACAUUCAAGGGGCUGUCUUUCAAGCUGGGAAGGUAAAUAUUACCGACACUUCCCAAAACAACCAUGGUUGCCAAGCCGUUUCUUUCGAAACUCAAUUCCAGGGUUCGGGAGAUGUAAAGGUUUUCGCCACGCUCAGUCACGGAAACAAAUAUGUUAAAAUCCACGACCCGGCGUCUCUUUGGGUGAAGUCGGUGUCAACAACAGGUUUUGAAGCCUGCGUGCGCGAAGCAGGAAGUGGCUCUGGUGGAACGUCUGUGAUCAACUGGCUUGCAUUUCAAGGUUCGCAUCAAGGCAUACACUCAGGGAUCGUGGAAUUCAAUGAAUUCACGUCACGAACACAGUGCAAGAGGAUAUCGCUAAGCAUUCAGAAACAGGUAACUUCGCAACGUCAUCCAAUUCAUUCAUUUAGUCUUCCAUGUUACUUUUAAAGUCAAUACUCACGAAAAACUCAUAACUCAACUUCGACCUUAAGGGACAAAAAUAACGAAAACGCACGUGACUUCACAUCAGUAAAAUUAAAAAAAAAUGGCCUUGUUUUGUAAAUUGUUUAAAUACUAUGCCUCCAAAAAUCACCAAAAAAUGUAAUGGUUAUAGUGCUCCACGAUGAAAGUUGUUUGAUAUCUUCUUCAUGGCUCUGCAGGAACAUUUAAUGCAUGGAUAAAUGGACACAGUGAUUACUUCAGCACAGAAUUGCGAAGUGGCCUAAAGCAGCAAUAUCAUCGUGGCAUAUCCCCUUUAACAAGAAAAGGGUUUAGCACUAUAUAAAUCGUCCGUUUUUUUCCUAUGUUUUGUUUGCUGUUCAAGAAUCUCCUCCUAAUACUCCGGCAAAUCGCCGCAUGCAAAACCGAGUAACUCUUCAAAGCCGAAAUGAAGUCGAUACUUGAUUAUUUUCCCAAUCAACAAUUGUUGUGAAGCUAUAAUGGCCAUGAGCUUGUCAUAACGUCAGUCCAUAACGUUAAGCACUGUUAAUCCGGUCCUCUUCGGGGCAAAGGACGAUAAUAAUAUUUAAGCUCAGUAUGUACAUGUACUUAUUGGGUGAUUUUUUCUCUUCUUUUAGAUAAAACCUCAAGUGUUUGUAACCGUUCAACAUAAACAUUCUAACCGUCCUUUUGAUUCCAUGAACAUCUGGCUAGAAGAGGUCAAAGCAGACGGCUUUGUUGUUUGCUUGAGAGAGUUUAUGAGUUUCGACGGUAUCCAUACCGGACUUAAAGUGGUGAGUUUUAAAAAAUUAGCCCAGUCUUCGACUAUUACGUUUUUCUUCGUCCUUGUUAUCAAUUAAAUUUAAAAUUAAAUCUGAUUGUAUGGAAGCUAAUUAAAAACCUGGUGGUUAGUUUGGCCUCCCCUUAGAAAUUACUUAAAAAUUAUAUUAGAAGAAUUAUUGUUAUACCUAACCCAUAAAUGUUUUAAAACCGUAAAACUCUGAAUUUGCUUUGCAAAGACAGCCUGACGAAAGGGGUGAAAGGGUGGACUGGAAGUGAAAAAGGGGGGAGAGGGGCGCUGGUCAGGGAGCGGGGUUCUUUCAAAGAGCGGCUUUUCAGCCUUAACAAAAUAUCGCCCCUGCUGCGCAUGUGCAGCAGGUGUUUUGAAAAGAAAGAAAGUUUUCUUGAAGUGGCGCAUAUAAACUAUCCUCGUCAUUUCCCUAAUCCAUUCUGAGAUGAAACUUUAGGGUUCACUUUAGGGUUUACUUCAGCCCGGUGCCGUUGGCUUUGAGGCCUCCUAACACUUUAAUGUUGAAUAAAAUUAAAACCGUUCAAGCUAGGACCAUCAAACUUGGCGACUCUUGCUGAAUAUCUCUAGAUUUACUUCUAAUGAAUUAUUAUAUCACACUUAAUUUACCAUUAUUUACGUAGCUGUUAAUAUGAUCUAGGCUUUUUAGUGACUAGCUUGGAAAAAUGAAUUGAAUUUAAAAUGGCCAACUAGCAGGAAUAAAUGGAAUUAAUUUAAAUAAUUCAAAAUGGCAGAUCCAAAAAGGCAUAUGGUCUCAGCAACUAGUGACGUCAUCAUGUUGUCACUGCCAUUGUUAAAGAUUAUCAAAUUGUCAACCAUCGUCGUGAUUUUUAAGUAAUUUAAUUAUUUUUGCUUAAUGGCUACGGGGACAAUUGAUAAGCUAUGGGUUCAGACAAUAAAUGCAACAAGGGGACAUCUUAGUGACGUCAAAUUACGUUACUGUGUCAAUCACAUUACACCUACUUGUUGGAAUGAUGAUUACACUAUUUUGCGUAAAUUUAGUGGCUGUAUCAUGAGUGGUUAUAAUGUUCUCAAAGGGGCCUUCGAAGGCCCCUUUUCCCUCCAAUUCCAAGGAAGCCCAAAAACGCUCGGUCAGAAUAGUGUUAAAUUUAGGUCAUGGUAUUUUGCUUUUUUCUCAGACUCCAGAUACAAAUUUUUCUCAGGGUUCCCACCUUCAUCUUAAAUUUUCUUAAAAAACCAUAAGGAAAGACAUUCAAUGCUGUGACUGUUACUUGCGUCCACCUUUUCAGAACUGGCUUGCUUAUGAUUUGUUACCUGAGCCUUGGAAUUUUACUGAGCAAGGAAGCCUUCAUUUUUCUGGACUCGGUGCACCAAAGAAAGAGAACAAUUAUGCCUUUUGUCAGGUUGGAAAAUGUGACGUCUAUUAAUGAUGCAUUCAAUUUUUAUUGACUUAACUUCCAAACUCAAGCCUUUAAACCAACGUGGUUAACAAUCAAUGUUUGUGUUGUGUAUUUGUCGUUUCUUCAAGGGACACUGUGACAUCGGCGUAUUGUGCAUUUUUGAAAUAAGAGUUGAAGUCCAACAAGAGAUACGACCUUCUUGAUCAUCAAUAAUUCGUUAAAACCUCAUGCGUUGUUCGCAAGAGUUGUGAUUUAGAUUUGUUGACCGCUACGUGGUAAGGAGGUGCAUCCACUAUUAGAUAUAUUUUAUAGACCUAGAGUUUGCCUAAUCACUUCCUUAAUGAACUGGGACAAUAUCACUUUUUUCAAAAGGAUGAAAGCGACAAUAUACUUUCUUUAAACAGUCAGAGGGAAAAUUAUUGUGUUUGGUAAAUCCUGAUUUUUAGGAUUAUAAGUUUGAGAAUCCAUUCUACGAACCGCCCAAUAUUCUGGCGUCUGCCAGCCAUGAAAAUGGCACCAGGAAACUAUCAAUGAAGGCAGAUGGUCGCUAUAGCAACGCUUUGACUGUCUGGAUUGAGGUGAGUAGCCUUGAAGAGACCUAAUAAGUUGAAACUGUUUCAAAUAUUUGCUGGUUAAAAUACUUGCCUUCGCUAAAGAGUAAAGCACUUAUAACUAAUAAAAGAAGAAGUUCGAAGUGGCACUUAACACUUGACGACAAAUUCAAGCAAUAGCUUGAAUCAACAAUCUUAUUGUCAUUUUCCUUACUCAUUUUCACCUGAUGAUUCUUCUUAAAGGGAGCUCCGUGGGUUCAUGGUUUUAAAUUGACAACCAACUUUCUCGGAAUGUAUUGUUAUUUUCAUGUAAUCCGAUUGGUCAACUUUGUCUAGGUGACCUCUGUUAUAGUAGUCGCACUGUAACAGACAGCAGCGUCCACUAUAUAUCCGUGAGAACUGUACGUCCGUUUAAACGAUUCAAAGUUGCCCUUGUCCUUAUUGCCCUUACUGGACGCCCCUGUCUGAAAGCUAACAAAUCAAUGCAAACUUUUUAUUUAUCGAUAUAUUUGAUGUUAUUUUCCGGGAGAUCACUCGUUUGUCUUUCAAAGUGUGCAUCAAAGACAGUCAGGGAAUGAGCAAGUCUCACGAUCCAGUUACAGUGGACUAUGCAAUAGUGGGAGGUACAUUACUCUUAUAUUUGCUUAUUCUUUAAUUUCAAAGAUUUGUCUCUCAUACUGGUUCGUCCUACUAUCAAUCCAUUUGGACGUUGGGUCAAACAUUAAUUCGAAUAAGAAUAAAGUCAGGCAAUUGGCACUGUAAAAAACUAUGUUCAAAUGUCGAAGAAAAAAGUUAUAAAAAAUGACGUUUCUUUUUCAAACGCUUUUGUAGAAAAAGUAACUCCCUAUUUCCUAUCUUUUUUGCCAUAAAUUUUCUCCACAGGAAAAACAAAGCAAAAUUUAAAAAAAUUAAAACGCAGUUGCGCUCUCAAAGGAUGUAGGACGUCAGGUCAAUUUGAUAUUCAUACAAGUGCUGAUUUUGUUCUUGUUGUUUUUUUUUUUGCCCUAAAGAUAUAGACCCGUGCACAAACGUUACUUGCGAUUACCAUGCCAUCUGCAAAGCUUUCUCUGCAUUUGAUGCCCGCUGUGUUUGUGAUGACAACUGUCCGUCGUACGAGGAGCCAGUGUGUUCAUCCAACUCGACAACUUUUAAGAACAAGUGCUUUUGUCUGCUGGACAUUUGCAGGCGCAAGAGUAACCACGCUCUCUAUCAUCCCGGUAGUUGUACAGGUAAGAGAGCGGAUUAUAGGGUAUUUUAAACCACCUUAACCAGCGUAUUGCAGAGCUCUAGUGUUAUGAGAUAUAUAGUGCCGCUGAUGACUUAUAACAUCACUCAAUUUGGCGGCAAUCUUGGGCGCCAUCUUGGAAUUUCCGUUUUAAGCACAUGGCAUUUUCCGUGCAGCUGUAGGUCCAAAAUAAAUCAUGAUUAAAUACUAUUUUGCUUAGUUUGGUACUGUUUUGAACGCAACAAAGUGCCAAUCAUAUAGUGCCACUAUAUGAUUGUGUGAUUGUACAAUCAGCUUUUAAUUUAAUUCCUCGCAUAUAGAAAGGAUUUUAUACGUUUUUUUUCUCAUCCUCAUCAGGUAUUUGUAGGAUGCAUCUUUUUCUGUCUUUAUGUUAUGCUGUUGUUGUUUCUUUGUUUCUUUGUUUUAUUUUAUCGCUUUCAGCUCUAAUUAGCUUUGUUUUUCUUCUGUGUUGUAUUUUCUUUUUCUUGUUGUUCCUCGACAGGUUUUCCUGUUCAGACUGGACGAGUUUCACUGAGGAGACAUGUACAGUGGGCAGAGACGGCCUGUGAAGUAGUGAAAUUUCCACCGUUUUCAUUCUAUCCCGACAAAGAAGUGCACGUACAAAUAACGACCAAUCACUGGAACAUAAGCGAGAAAAAUUUUGUACAUGAUGCUACUGUGUCCUGGGUGGAAACUGUUAACUUCGAGAAUUUUGAGGUGAAUAUUUUAAAAGGAAGUUUUCAAUUCAAGUAUUACUUCAAGUAGUAAUUAGUGAGCCUCUGUUCAUUUGUUUUACAUCUCCAAGAACUCUUGUUUACCUGUGAUAUUUCUGGUUAGUAAAAUACUAUUUGAACACAUUUUAUUUUCACAACGAGUUACUAGCGGAGAUUUCGCGUCUUGCGCGCCCAGAGGAACACUAUGGGUAAGAAAAUUUGGUUAUCUAUGCAUCCAAGAAAUUUUGGUUACUAACAAAAUCGUGCGUACGUACGUAGUACCGCGUCUUCAUGUUAACGGAUGUGAAAUGUCUUACUAGCUGUAAGUCCAAAACAUAUACAAAUUGUGUUUAACUCGAUUUUGGCCAUCCAUGUUAUAACCAAUUGACAGCCGUCAAAGUAGGGCAUCCGAAGACCAGUGUCACAUGACUUUAUCGCUGGCUCAGGUGUGCUACUUAUUGAGGUGACGGUUUUUUUAAGUUCUCCGCUGACCAGUUAUAGAAUUCAAGAGAUCACAGGCUUUGAAAACUUUACUUCAUGAAGUAAGUUACCAGGAGAGCUUCGCUUUUGGCCUUGGCUAAAUCUAUUUAGUACAUACUUAAGCAGUGGAUAGUGCUUUUCACGCGCUCUGAUUGGCUACUCAAUCAGUGAAUAUCCAGUGCUAUUCACUGAUUCACCUCCAGUUCCUCCUAGCGAGCGACUCCAAACUCGCAAAAGUUUCGAGCGAAAUGGCUUCCCGGUUUGCUACCGUAACAAACAAAGAAAUUUCUCAAAUAAUCAAACAAGUUGUUCCUGAAAUACACGAAGAAGGUGACAAAAUUCGGUUUGGAAGUUUUAACAGGUAAAGCUUUGUCUGUUUGACUUGACUUUAUCGAUGAAAACGGUAAAAAAAGCCUUUUGUUCACAUAUGCAAAGUAACUCCUGCGUUACUUUAUUUAGCUGAUAUGUUCACAAAUAAGUUUUCACAGAAUGGUUUUAAUACAAAAAGAAUUCACAACUCAUUUUGAAGAAAUUUCCCGGGAAAAGCUAAACAAAUGCCUUCAAGAGUUUUAUUUGUCGGCAAGAAAACGCGACGGCCGCCGGUUCGGUCAUUACGCGCCAAAAUUAUAAUCGUUGACAACAGUAAAUGAGUUAAAAAUCAUCAUUUUUGUGCUCAAUUAUCUCACUGUUUGAGUAUUGACUAAAACAAUUAUCCACCUGAGUGUCGGCAGCUAGUGGUGGCGAUUUACCUGCCGCUUCGCGGCUAGGCAAAUGACCACAACUGCCAACCUCCACUUCAGUGAAUAAUUGUUAUAUAUUAUCUUACCAGAUAAAUUAAACAUUAGCCAUUACAUUUAAUAUUUAGGUGUGCGUGACUGCAGCAGGAAGAAAUGAUCGCUUUAUCAAAGAAUUUGCCACGGUGGACUGGAUGGCCUACCAAGGUGCUCCUGAUGGAGGUGUGGCGGGUAAAACGCGCAUUCCAGAAUGGUGGACUGGAUCACAGUGCUCAAAAGUCAGCCUUCCUCAGGCAAUAACACUUUAUUGUUACCUCUCAGCUGCAUCUUGUUCUGUUCCAUAAACCAGAAAAAAUAAUGAUCUUUAGUUAAGUUUUUCAGUAAGAUAAACAUUUGCUAUGCUGAUGUUAUAAGUACCAAACACUCCAGUUGUUAUCCAAUCAAAGAUAUCGUACUUGGACUUGGAGACAUGAGUUGCAAAGAGGCAGCCCUGUUCUGUCCGCGGAAUUCCUUCCGACACAUGGGCCAUUUUUAUACUAUUUUUUUAAAUCAUUUUUUUACAUUUGUCAGAAGGGGGAGAUAUUCUUAAAAAAAGUAUCACUUAAUACAAAAAAUUGGCGAAAGAAACUUGUACGGUCAAGGGCGAAAUUGGACACUCGCGUUCAGACACCUAACAACGAUCCUAUGUCUUAAAGAGCGUCCCGAUCAUGUGAAAGAUUGUUUAUUCCAAAUUUAAUUUAACAUGCUAUUCUCCCAAUCAUCUUUGCUCUGCAUACUUAAUAAUUACCAAUUCAACUUUCUUACUGUUAUGACCGUUUUUUUUUAACAGGGAAAAUUUGCGUCUUCACCAACAGUCCUGGUUACAGCAGAACACAUAAGUGCAGACUUUAAGCACGAUGCCGCAAGUUUGUGGGUGGAAAACGCAACCAGUUCUUCCUUUUACAUUUGUCUUCGAGAACUACAGAAUUAUGAUGGUCUACAUGAAGAUAUCGUUGUGGUAUAUGUUUUCUCCUUUAUAAAUAUAUCUGGCGUUUGCUAAAACGUGGCUAAAGAAAUUUCAAGUGCAUUUUAUCAAUUUGAUAUCUAAGUCGAAUGGAAAGCAGUUAAAAGUUACUAGCUGACAACUUUAUUGCUGGCAACAGACGGUAAGUUCCUCUCUCAGAAGUAAGAGGAUUUUGCGACAUAAUAAACAACAUUUGAAACGUCCAGGAAUUAUAACCUUUUAGUCAGCGAAACCUUGAGGCCCUAGCUAUGUGUCUGCCGCCGAACACAGAUUAAGAAGCCACAAUCUUUGAGUACAGAAUAGGAUUUCUAAGACACAAUCAUCUAAACGAAGCAUUUUUGUGCUUGGCACAAAGUAAUCUGUUAACACGAGCCCAACCACAUACCUGAGUUUUGUCUGUCAACACCUUCGGUAAAUCACACAAUAAAAUCACUUUCGAUGCCAUCACAACACUUCCAAAAACCACUCAUAAUAUUUCAAAAUCUAACUCGGGCGAAACAUCGUCAAAUUACUUGGAGCAAGAAAAGCCCGGUCUGAAUAGGAUCAAUGAUAAAUACGUGAAAUGAGAUCAUCUCGCAAGUAUUGUGGAUACAACUUACAAAUCUUUUUUCGGAAACAUAGCUUACUUAUUUCUACACGGGAUUUAGGUAUGAGAUAGCAAUCCAUUUAUGAUUGUUAUCCUUCUCUUUAGAGUUGGAUGGUCUUUGAAAAAAUACACAGGCCUCUUUUCGCUGAGAACAAACACGUGGAUUUUCCAAACAACAAUUCCGUUUCUACAAGCUACAAUGGUGCAUUUUGCAAGGUAAGAAGCACUUUGCUUUUAAGCAGAAGGAGGCUCUGUAACUAUUUAGAUAGAACAGCAGAGGGUACUCCCUUAUAUAAGCUAUAUAAGUAUGUGCCGCCCCAUCGGGUAGGGUUUUUGCGCCGUUUAGGUGUGAAAACGGAUAUACACUUUGCCCAUUUUGAUCUGCAAUCGGGUAUGGUUUUGAGGGAACUACGGGAGUGUAUGACGGUAUUUAUCGUUUCAAUUCCAAAUUAGCCUGCGUUGCAGCUGCCCCACGCACUCGUCUUCUGCGACGCAGUCACUGCGAAUUCGAAAUGGAUUUGAAGUGUUUUUUAGUUUGCGCUCCAAUCUAACUAAUAAUAACAUAAUCUCUGCCUAAAGGCCAGGUCUGAAAAAGGGUGUGGAAAAUUACAUUUUUUGGUCUUAAAUAGAGUCAGGAUUUGGAGUACCGGGCGGCACAUCCCUACCAAGAAAACCCAGGAGUACCUCCCCGUGUAUCAAACAAGAACAUUUAUGCAUUUUAAAUCAUAUUUACGGCUGUAAAACUCCAGGUUUUAUCCCAACUUAAUAAAUGGGAGUGAAAACGAAGGAAGUCGACCGUGAUUGAUCUCACAUUUAGUUGCCAUAUCAUGUAUUUCAUAUGAGCUUUGAAAAGAAAAGAGAUCAGGCCAUGAAAGGAACUUGUUUUUUGACAGUUUAUCUUGAACAAAGAAUUGUUUUUGGUACUCAAAAAUUACCUGUUCCUUCGAGUCAACGCAGAUAAAUUCCAGCCACCAAUGAUAUGACCAUGCAUUGAUAAAAAUGGAUGGUGUUUCAAACAUUAUAUCAACAGCCUUCUUUUUAUGUCCUUAGGACAUCUCAUUUGCAACGAAUUACGACAAGGAACCCAUAGUAUUAAUAGCAGCCGGUCACAACUCAGAAGGCAACAAUUUGAAGCCAAUAUACGUCCGUGACCCCAUGGAUUGAGGUAUUCUCAAAUUAUUUAACUAAUAUACAACACAUUUUCUUGAAAAUAAGUAAGAUAAAGCUGACAACCUGUAGCAAAUGCGCAUAUGAGCUAAAUUACACCAAGGUUUGUUCAUGCAGUCUGCCGUCUAACAGUCAUAGUCGCGCAGCGAAACAUUCCAUCUAUUUGUCAAUCUGUUAUUCAAGGUCAGUUUCCCAAUUUCUUUUUUUCUUUAAAUAGGAAAGUGACUCAGCUACAGUCUUUUAAACGAACGUCUCUAAAAGUUGAGCUAUUACUGUUCUUCUAAGCGAAAUAUAUGACGCUAGAUGAUUUGCUUAUUAUUUUACAGCACAUCAAGACCAGCGAAUUCCGCAUUUGUCUCAAGGAGUUGUUCGCUGACCAGCAUGAUCCUGUGACUGUGUCCUAUACAGUAUUAGCAGGUGUGUUAGUAAAUGAUAAAGACAAAUUUUCUUUGCGAAGACCUUCUCAUGCCCAGCAAGCUUUGGUAGAUGUCAAGUAAACUUAGAGACUCCUUGUUUCGUAUCUCCCAUAACGAGCCGCACCGUCUUAGCAACCAAAAAAAUUUUGUUUAUCUAGCUGACUCAGCUGGAUACUCAGAAGCUUGUAACAUUCACUAUUCAAUUUAUCUCUGAUCAUAUUUCGCAUCUAAUACGAUAGAGGCGUCAAUUUUCGCGCCAUCGUGUCAUCAUUCUAGGGCGAGAAAUUUAAUUAAAGCGCAGCAUUCAACAAAUGUACGGCUCAGGUUUCGGCUAAAAUUAUUCAGUGCCGUCAAAGAAAAAAAUCUAUUAUUAAGGUCUGCGUAUAAAGUCGAUCACAUUGCUACCACAGACAAAAACGCUUAAAUAUCUCCUACAAAAUGAACGGCUGAGUUUGUUUUUUCUACGGGUCAAACUGCUUCUAUAUAUCCCAGAAGCGCUCAGGCAUAAUAAUAUGCCAGGACUUCUACAUGGAUGAACCAGAAAGGAUAUAGAACAACUGCCUAUUUUUUUUUUCUUUUUACGGCUACGGGUCGAAAUGCUAAACGUGUUAUAUAUCCUAGAAGCGCUCAGGCAUAAUAAUAUGCCAGGACUUCUACCUGGAUGAACCAGAAAGGAUAUAGAACAACUGCCUAAUUUUUUUUACGGCUACGGGUUGAAAUGCUAAACGUGUUAUAUAUCCUAGAAGCGCUCAGGCAUAAUAAUAACAUGCCAGGACCUCUACCUGGAUGAACCAGAAAGGAUAUAGAACAACUGCCUAAAUUCUUUUUUUUACGGCUACGGGUUGAAAUGCUAAACGUGUUAUAUAUCCUAGAAGCGCUCAGGCAUAAUAAUAUGCCAGGACUUCUACCUGGAUGAACCAGAAAGGAUAUAGAACAACUACCUAAUUGUUUUUUACGGCUACGGGUUGAAAUGCUAAACGUGUUAUAUAUCCUAGAAGCGCUCAGGCAUAAUUAUAUCAUGCCAGGACUUCUACCUGGAUGAACCAGAAAGGAUAUAGAACAACUACCUAAUUGUUUUUUACGGCUACGGGUUGAAAUGCUAAACGUGUUAUAUAUCCUAGAAGCGCUCAGGCAUAAUAAUAUGCCAGGACUUCUACCUGGGUGAACCAGAAAGGAUAUAGAACAACUGCCUAAUUUAUUUUUUUUUUUACGGCUACGGGUUGAAAUGCUAAACGUGUUAUAUAUCCUAGAAGCGCUCAGGCAUAAUAAUAUGCCAGGGCUUCUACCUGGAUGAACCAGAAAGGAUAUAGAACAACUGCCUAAUUUUUUUUUACGGCUACGGGUUGAAAUGCUAAACGUGUUAUAUAUCCUAGAAGCGCUCAGGCAUAAUAAUAACAUGCCAGGACCUCUACCUGGAUGAACCAGAAAGGAUAUAGAACAACUGCCUAAAUUUUUUUUUACGGCUACGGGUUGAAAUGCUAAACGUGUUAUAUAUCCUAGAAGCGCUCAGGCAUAAUGAUAUCAUGCCAGGACUUCUACCUGGAUGAACCAGAAAGGAUAUAGAACAACUACCUAAUUGUUUUUUACGACUACGGGUUGAAAUGCUAAACGUGUUAUAUAUCCUAGAGGCGCUCAGGCAUAAUGAUAUCAUGCCAGGACUUCUACCUGGAUGAACCAGAAAGGAUAUAGAACAACUGCCUAAAUUGUUUUUUACGGCUACGGGUCGAAAUGCUAAACGUGUUAUAUAUCCUAGAAGCGCUCAGGCAUAAUUAUAUCAUGCCAGGACUUCUACCUGGAUGAACCAGAAGGGAUAUAGAACAACUACCUAAUUGUUUUUUACGGUUACGGGUUGAAAUGCUAAACGUGUUAUAUAUCCUAGAAGCGCUCAGGCAUAAUAAUAUGCCAGGACUUCUACCUGGGUGAACCAGAAAGGAUAUAGGACAACUGCCAAAUUUUUUUUUUUUACGGCUACGGGUCGAAAUGCUAAACGUGUUAUAUAUCCUAGAAGCGCUCAGGCAUAAUUAUAUCAUGCCAGGACUUCUACCUGGAUGAACCAGAAAGGAUAUAGAACAACUGCCUAAUUUUUUUUACGGCUACGGGUUGAAAUGCUAAACGUGUUAUAUAUCCUAGAAGCGCUCAGGCAUAAUAAUAACAUGCCAGGACCUCUACCUGGAUGAACCAGAAAGGAUAUAGAACAACUGCCUAAAUUUUUUUUUACGGCUACGGGUUGAAAUGCUAAACGUGUUAUAUAUCCUAGAAGCGCUCAGGCAUAAUGAUAUCAUGCCAGGACUUCUACCUGGAUGAACCAGAAAGGAUAUAGAACAACUACCUAAUUGUUUUUUACGGCUACGGGUUGAAAUGCUAAACGUGUUAUAUAUCCUAGAAGCGCUCAGGCAUAAUGAUAUCAUGCCAGGACUUCUACCUGGAUGAAACAGAAAGGAUAUAGAACAACUGCCUAAUUGUUUUUACGGCUACGGGUUGAAAUGCUAAACGUGUUAUGUAUCCUAGAAGCGCUCAGGCAUAAUAAUAUGCCAGGACUUCUACCUGGAUGAACCAGAAAGGAUAUAGAACAAAUGCCUAAUUUUUUUUUACGGCUACGGGUCGAAAUGCUAAACGUGUUAUAUAUCCUAGAAGCGCUCAGGCAUAAUAAUAUGCCAGGGCUUCUACCUGGAUGAACCAGAAAGGAUAUAGAACAACUGCCUAAUUUUUUUUUACGGCUACGGGUUGAAAUGCUAAACGUGUUAUAUAUCCUAGAAGCGCUCAGGCAUAAUUAUAACAUGCCAGGACCUCUACCUGGAUGAACCAGAAAGGAUAUAGAACAACUGCCUAAAUUUUUUUUUACGGCUACGGGUUGAAAUGCUAAACGUGUUAUAUAUCCUAGAAGCGCUCAGGCAUAAUGAUAUCAUGCCAGGACUUCUACCUGGAUGAACCAGAAAGGAUAUAGAACAACUACCUAAUUGUUUUUUACGGCUACGGGUUGAAAUGCUAAACGUGUUAUAUAUCCUAGAAGCGCUCAGGCAUAAUGAUAUCAUGCCAGGACUUCUACCUGGAUGGAACAGAAAGGAUAUAGAACAACUGCCUAAUUGUUUUUACGGCUACGGGUUGAAAUGCUAAACGUGUUAUGUAUCCUAGAAGCGCUCAGGCAUAAUAAUAUGCCAGGACUUCUACCUGGAUGAACCAGAAAGGAUAUAGAACAAAUGCCUAAUUUUUUUUUACGGCUACGGGUCGAAAUGCUAGACGUGUUAUAUAUCCUAGAAGCGCUCAGGCAUAAUAAUAUGCCAGGACUUCUAUCUGGAUGAACCAGAAAGGAUAUAGAACAACUGCCUUUUUUUUCUACGCGUCGAAGUUCUAAACGUGUUAUUCUUAGAAGCGCUCAGGCUUAAUAAUUUACCCGACUUGUACACAGAUAUUUCCUUCAGCCGAUUGUGUCUUAUGCAGGAGAAUGUCAUGUCUGCGUUGUUUUGCUUCUACUGAAGUUUUAUCAAAGAAAGCUUAAGCGAAAAUAGGGAGAUCGCAAUUUAUACUCUUACGAACUAUAAAUUAGGGCUGACCUGGAAGACGCGUUGAAUUGUGCCGCCAUCCUUCAAAAUAUAACCUGGCUGCGUUUAGGGAGACAAUUUCCUCUUCCAUCCAGAUUUACUUGGUAUAUGUGUUUGCGAGAUUCUUCAGACAAAGAAUUGGGUAUACACUGAUUCGAAUGGCUUGGCGAUACUAAGUGCUUAAGUCUACUUACCGAUUACAACAUGUUUUGGAAGUAUUGAGAAGGGCGCCAAACGAGGUUGUCACGGCGUUCUCGAGCGAACACGGCGCGACCUGGAUUGAUAAAAUUACCAUUACAUGCAGCUUUCAUGCCAGUGAUUUCUCCUUUCGUCGCAUAGUGAAUAGUUUGUGAGCACAUCCUCGACUCUCGAAACAUUUGUCUUGCACCGCUGUAGAAGUUGCUUCUCCCGCGAACCAUAGGUAGAGUUCCCGCUUAACAUAAUGUUUGAUAAUUUAUGCAAAAGUUGACCUCGUGAAAGUCAGCAGUGCAUUAAUCGACUCAAAAAUAAACAGACUUCCUACAGGGUUUUGAACACGGUUUUAAUUAAAGUACUUUACGAGCGCUGUGGUAGUUGACCGCAAAAGUGUUACGCUGAUGGAUACUCAACUGGAUGAUUACGUCACUUCAUAGCAACCAGACGGUACGAAUUUUUUAACUUCCGGAGCGCUGAGGCUCGUAGUGUUAAGUAAUCACCAGUAAAUGUAUUUUCUCAGUGUCUACUUACUACAAGUAAGAUCAAGUAACGGUUUCCGUUUCCAAAAACUUCUCGGUCAGCUUGAACUUUUUUCAUGGAAGGAGCCAAACUCUAAUUUGAGUCGACCUAACUUGAGUUAAGAUCGGCUGCUGGGUCAGACGUCGAUUUUUACAGGACGCGUCCAAUCAAUCAACUGAAUCAGAUAAGUAAUAAAAUUAUUUUCUCCCGAACAAUUUUAUAUACAUUAUCGAACAAUUUUUUUAAGUUUAUUAGUUUAGUUCGUCACAUGUGAAGAUCGACGUUUGUCCCGGAGACGAACUUCGGACCCUCUGUCCGUUUGAACGUGUUGGACGAUCCAAACUCAUUCAGACGAACUUAACUGAGCCAGACGUCGCUAAGAACGUUUCAUGAACUUAACUCACUAAGUUUGGUCACGGUUUGGUUCGUCUCAUGAAAAGUUACGACGUUUGGCCUAGGUCUUUUUUUCUCUUUGUUACGCACUAUUUACUUAACCCAAAAUGUUUCGUAUAUUGCAGAUGUAUGUAAACCGAGCUGGUCAUAUUUUAAUGGUAUUUGUUACUCGACAAGCCAUUCGUGCAAAAAUUGGACUGAAGCUGAGAAAACCUGCCAAGCAUACAGCGGCAACCUCAUCACUGUGCGUAAUCAAGAAGAAAACGUCUAUAUUCAGCAUCGGCUGAAUGGUGCCAAGGGCUGGAUUGGUCUAAACGAUAGGGCAAUUGAGGGUACUUUCGACUGGGCAGAUAAUCAAACCAGUAACUUUUCAUAUUGGGCGAAUAACCAACCAAACAACUUCAACAAUGAAGAUUGCGUUCACACUUUGGGAGUCAGACAUAGUUUUAUGUGGAACGAUGUAAGCUGUGGUACUUGCCAUAACUAUACCUGUUCAGAAGGUUUGUGGAUGACUUACCUCUUUUAUAUACCAACUUUUGUAUGCUAUAUACAGUUAAAAUAGUGUGACGGGACGCGUGAGCGUAACCCGUUUACUAUAGUGAGAACUUAGUGUAAAAUUUUAAAAUAUACAUAUACAAUAAUAAAACAAAGCACUAUAAAUAAUGCUCCAAAAAAAAAUAAAAUAAAAAUAAAAAUAAAUUUAAAUAAAAUGAUAAAACUAUUUAAGAUAUCUAGGAUCUAAAAUGAUACUUAGAAAGUCUUUAAAGUUCUCUUAAAUAAAUUACUUAUUCGGCUGUAACAAAAUUCAUUGACGACUUCUUCAUACCUACAAAAGUCCAAAAGACGUUGAAGGAAGAGAGUUAAUAAUUUCAUUGUUCAUGUUGCAACUUUAAACAUUCUAAAGAUGUUUAGUGUUCCCGAGAGUACAGAAUUCUGUAUGUUAUAUAAAAAACUCCCUUACCCUUACUUUCGACCAACUGCUUCAGCUUGACUUCUAAGUCUCGGCACCACCCCCUAACAUGUUCAUUAUGUUAUUAUAUUGUUUCACUUCAUAUCCUUGGUACUUCUGCUUUAACUCCGGUCCCAACGGAGCAGUCCGUAUUUCGUGAUUUUCUUCUCCUCCUUUUUCUCCCGGCUUGUAACCCAUGAGCAGCUCACCUCAAGCGUUAUAACUUGCUUUGCCGGACUCGUGGUUGAUAACUCCCGGUGAGCAUGAAAUCUGUUGGCUUCAACUUCUUGGUGCUCCGCAAAUAGAGGGACAUCCCAGAACACUUGCGGAUUGUUCGCCUCGUACACUGGCUUCGGUUUCAGUGGCGAGUACCAAGGUGGCACCGAAUCUCUGACAAGACCUAGGUCUUGUAAAAUCUCGAAGAAAAGUAUCUUCAGGGCUGCAUUGUGUCGGGUAAUGUACUUGUUCUGUGCAAGGGCAGUACAACCAGCCAGGACAUGGGCGACACUUUCAGGGGCCUUAUUACAUAGCCAGCACACGUUACCUCACCCGUCAUAUCCGUGUGCUUUUUCUGGCAGUCAUACAACCUCGUUAUUAUUAUUAUUAUUAUUAUUAUUAUUCAAUGUUAUUAAUUGCUUCCUACACUCUCCUAGAACCGGGGCCAAUCCUUGGUCCUGAGUUACCAGGGGAGUUUUUUAUUUAGUGAACAGAAACUUUCUCAGUAUGUGCGCCAUUCCUUGGAGGAUGAUCUUUUGCAGCUCAUUAUUGUAACUGGCUCCAGGGAUCUUACCUAAGUUCCAGUCCAUUCCCUCUCUAAUAAGUCCCAGCGCACCAACAAUAACUGGCACAGUCUCUCUUCUUAUUCCCACAUUCUCGUGGUUUCAAUCUCAAGCUCUUUGUAUUUUGAAAGCUUUUCAAUGACUUUCGUUGCGGUGUUUCGGUCGGAUGCUAGCGAUACAUCUAUAAGUUUGCAACAUUAUUAUUAUUAUUAUUAUUAUUAUUAUUAUUAUUAUUAUUAUUACUGUUACUAUUAUUAUUCAUUAGUUUCUAUUCAAAAGCAAUUUCCGAUUUGGCCAAGCCUGCUUCAAAAAGAGAUUAUAAAACUACUUCUUCAUGAAAGGGUUUGCUCUUGACCUCAUUUUGAAAGUGUGGGUUUUUUGAAAGUGUGGGUGGAAAUCGAAAAUGGUCUACUUUAACGUUUCGAGGCAUUAAGAGUUAGUUUUAUGUAUUUUAUUUGUAUUUUCAGAGAAGAUCCUAAUUGACUUUCACCAAUUUACACCUCAAUAACCAAUAGGCCAUUUGCACGAUGACGUCAUUUUACUACUACUACCAGAAUCCUUCAGGGUAUUGUUUUCUUAUGCAAAUUACCGCUUUUGUAAUUUAAACCUUACUGGGAUUAGCAAAUUUAAAUAUGAAAGAAAAAACGAAAUGAAUUCUGGUCCUAGUAGUAAAAAAGCGUCAUCGUGCAAGUGGCCCAUUUCUUUGGCUUCUUAGGUGACAAAAAAGUUUGAGUCUACUGUAAAUCUGUUUGUUGCAGAAAUAGUAUAAAUUAAAGGAUUAGUCUAGAAAAAUAGGUGCUACUUUUGCGAAAAAGAAAAUUAGACGUCACAAAAAGGAUCCAUAAUCUGACGCUUUUAGCACUGCAUUAUCCCUUCAUACACAACAGUUUUCGUGCUGAUUGACUCAUAUGAGCAAUUAUUUUAAUUUUUAUUCUUUUGUUAAAAAAGUCAAUUGACAAUCGAUCGUUUCAUUAUUUUUUUUGCUGGUUGAUUGACUAAACGAUUGUUUUAUGUUUGUUUUUAAAAUUAGAUUUCGAUGAAUGUGGAGGAAACAAUAACCAUUGUCAUCAGAACGCCAUCUGCACAAACACUAUUGGCUCCUAUAGCUGCCGGUACUCCGUAGGAUAUACUGGUGAUGGCUUGCUUUGCAGAGGUAUUAUGUUCGAAGCCCCAAGUUGUAGUUUUUCGUUUAAUUCAUGAAGCAUAAUUAUCAAAGGAAACUCAUCCAAUGGUAAACAGACAUCUCUUGUGAGUUUAAGGCUAGCUAGAAUAAGGUAGAAUAAGCCUGCUUUCACCGUAAAAUUGCGUGAAAACUUUUUUUUCAAAGAACUCUUUAGAGGGGUUUUAAAUAAUGAGCAGCGUGUAAUAGUAGUGAAAUAAGCGUUUAAAUAUAGGCUGGAAAAAAUUAGGAGGGAAGUCUUCACAGCAACUUUUUUUUUCAAUUUCAGAGAUGAUAAAAUUUGCACAUUAUUUCCCAAUCUCUAUGAAUAACAGCAAUGAAGUUUUUUAAUUAUCCUUAUUUUAUAGUUCAUAGGUAUACAGAUCAUACUAUAACCUUAAAUACAGCCCAAAAAGAGAACUAAAGUUCAUAGAAUAAGAACAUGUAUGUACGGUUGUUGUAUUUUCUUGCAAUUUCAAAAUCUAAGCUCUUGUAGACUGCAUAGCUUAUUGCUCUGAUUUCAACUUUCUCGACAGGCCCGAGGGGGUCGCUUGUUACGCAGGCUAAAGCUUUUGGGGAUUCAUUAUUUGAGGCUUUUUUUGUAUACUGAUGGGGCCACCAUCCCAGAAGCUUCAAAUCCUACGGUACUUUGAAUUCCUUGAAACAUUCCUAAAGAGUAAUUUUCUUUACUUCAGAUGUCGACGAAUGCUCUUCAGGUCACCAGUGUGACAGCAGUGCGACAUGUUACAAUGCAGAUGGAUCCUACACGUGCACAUGUAACAGCGGCUUCACGGGGGAUGGACGAACCUGUCGAGGUACGAGCCUUUGAAUAAAUACUGAAUACUGUAAACGACAGCUCUGUAAAGCUUUUCGAUAGAUUAGGUUGGCUGCUAAUACGCGACAUCAUACUUAUAAGGAAACUUCUCGAACACAAAGUGAGUCAAGAUCAUCGUCCUGAUUAUUUCACGUCCUUUUUCAAGCAUGUCUGUUCUUCACAUGCUCAUGGUACUAGAUCCGCCGCCAAUAACAACGUUCUGCCACCUCUCUGUUAAAGAAACUCAGGACUUAGCGUAGGAAGUUCGCAACUGCUUGUCGUUUAUAGCGGAGCUCUGGCGCGCGAAGCGCGCCUGCGGAGCACCAUGGGUAAGUAAAUCUACCCAUCCGAGAAAAUUUGGUAAUCACGUGACCGUACGACGCCCGCAGCCCGCCCGUCCGUCCGCACCACAGGAAAACCAAUGUUCAAUCUCACACUUUCUAGCUAGUUUGUUAGCACAGGAAGACUGAUAUUGCACACAUAUUGUACAUCAAUGUUGUGAUCAAUUGACAGCUGUCAAAGCAGGGUAUCCGCUGACCAGUAUCACCUGACCGUAUCGCGGGCUCAGGUGUCGACCCAUCAAGGUCGAGUAUCUUUUUGAAGUUAUCGGCUGACAAGUCACCAGUUUUCAAAUGAUCGCGGGCUCAACUUUAAUUUUUUUAAUCAAUAUGAAAUAUGUUGUAUUUUAUUUGUGUCGCACAAUUAAUAUUUUGAUUUCAAACUGACCUCGGAAGCUAAAAUUCGGCAAGUUUUUACAGGCAGGGAAGACAUGUCAGUUGCUUUUGACUACAAAAUGAAAUUCUGCUACUAUCAAGAGUCUUCUGUUAUUCAUAGCUAGUUUGUUUGUUGGGUUUUUGGUUGAGAAAUACGUCGCUUGUCAAAGUCGGAAAUCCGAUUUCGGAUGGCAUCGUUUUCGUUUUUCACCUUGCUUGGUGCGUAAGAGGGUUGAAAAGUCUAAAGCGAUUCUGGCCUUACUCGAUAGUUUUCAGUGCAUCUCGAAUGGUAAGCCUGAGUAAUUAUUGUAUUUGACGUUUGUUUUUUACAUCUAAUUUAAUGAAGUCGUGCGUAGUUUAUGCGGCUAUUUAGUUUAUGCACGUUUUUAAUUGUAAGAUUUGAGACAAUGAUCUGACCGAGUAUCUGGUUUGACUAUGAGCCUAUAGAACUUUAAAAAGCCUUUAGACAUUUUCUCACCGCAAAUAGAAAGAAAACGUUCCAAAGAAUAUUUAGUUAUAAUUCUGGCUGUAAAAGAAAGCUUUGAGCGAUUUUCUUGCCUCGAGUUCAUCUUUGAAAAAGCACACACCGGCAAGCCGGCUUACAAAAUGAAAAAAAUAAAGAAGGCUUUCAGAGACACUUUAAUACUUGUCUUCGUGAAUGAAAAUUGUUGUCUCUGUAUAUGUUUCACCGAAUUAUUUUCCUUUUAUUGAUUGUUAGUAGUCUCUUUUGCAAUUUUUAUCGCUGUGCCUUUUGUUUUCAGUCGCUCAUGAACAUCGCUUGCAUGCAGGAGUAGUCAAAAUACCGCGCGUAUCAAACGCUUUUGACGAUUACACAUCGUUAUAAAACCACUAAAUAAAAAUAAACAUAAUAAAUUCUUUAUUAUGUUGAAGCGUAUAACUCUAUUAAUCAUAAUUUAAACAGUCGACUUUGGCGCUUGUGAAAAGUGACAACCGGCUAGCCGUAUAGGUGAUUUUGGAAAUUUUUUUAACGGUUUCGCUAAAAGCCCACACGUGCUUCGAUCGCCCUGAAUAUUGAGUGUGUGCAAUUUGCAUUACAAAAUUGUGAAAUACUGCAUUCUGUCCGAGGUCUGUAUGAUAAAAACAGCGCCUCAUGGUACUGUUUCACCUCAGAUGUGAUGUAUAAGAGGUAUAAAAGGUUGGGUUACACGUCCCCAGACUUUUUGGCAAGAUUUUGUAAAGUAAACUUGUCGAACGCAAAAAAUUCGGCCUGAUUUGUUUUCCAAAAAUUUGUUUUUCAGGCCUAAUCUAGAGCCCGCGCUCUUAAAUGUGAUCAAAGAUGAUUCCUAUUUUUUGGGUGUACAUAUAAGGUUAUCAACUCGAUGUAAGAUUAAGUUCACUCUUAGCUUGGACUGUUUGCAAAUUACUUCUCUCUAAAAUCACUUAACCUUUCCCUCAAAAGUCACAUGAAUGCGCUCAAAAGUUAACUGAAUUGUGGAAAACAAGUUUAUUGUUUGAUUUAAAUCAUAAAUUUGAGUUCAUAUAUAGGAGCUUCGCUUUUAGCCCUGGGUAAAUCUAUAUAUUAGAAUAAAUUAGGUCAAUCAUAUAUAGAGACAUAGUUUCCUUCGCAACGUUCAGAAAAACACUGCAGGAUAAGUUUACCAAUUAAGACAACGCCUCAUUAGCACAUUUUAAGGUUUUCAGAUCCUGUCAGACAUUUAUGGAAGUUGUAGAAUUUUUCAUUUUUAUUUUCAAGUUUGUCGUAACUAACUGACCUGUUGUGUGGAGGUCCAUUAUAAAAAGUUAACCCAGUAAACGGUAAUGUUUCCCCCUUCGUUGUUCUUCUUGUUCUUCUCGUUCUUGUUCUUCCUCUUCUUCUACUGAUGUCGUUUAAGAAGAAACAAAAAGCAAACUGCGGUGAUAAACAUAAGGAAAUAUAAACGGUAGAAAAAAGACUUUAACUUGACGUUUCGUAUAUUCCAAACAUACAUUUUCAGCAACGGCCCGUCCCCCCUCCUUAUUUUUAGGCUGAACUGAAGCCCCUAGGGAAUAGGAAAAAUAAUUUUCUCCGCCGAGCCCUCUACUUACUUGCAGAUCUGAAUUUGCCACUAUUUACAUGCACAGAAUUGAAAUACAUCUCUUCUGAGCGGUCUACUACUGUUCUUGUUAGGUCUUGAAAAGUCAGUCACUCCUAUGACUAUGACAUUUGUUGACAAAAAAGAAGGUCCAGCUUAAAAUAUAUAAAUAAAAGUCUUCUUAUCUUCCAGAUGUUGAUGAAUGCUCGCUCAACACCCAUGACUGUCACUCCCAUGCAAUCUGCACUAACACAGAAGGCUCAUUUACUUGCAAGUGCGACGUGAAUGCACAUUACAUUGGUGACGGGAAAACAUGCACUCCUCAUCGUAAGCCGAAUUAUAUGUUUUACUUCAGUUUGUUCUUUUUGUUUUACCACUACUCUGACAACUGUUAACUUCUAUUUUGUGGAAAAGCUAUCGACCAAUAUUUAUGUCGCCAAAUAGCAACCCCUCACCUGCCUGUCGAUUAUCUUGACUAUACUCUUGUUCAAGAAUAUACUCUUAAUGAGUGCUUCUGAAUUUCUUGGGUACUUUAAUUUUGAGUGUAUUUUAGGCUAACCCCGCCGAUAUUUUUAAUUAGUCAAGUGGUUUUUUUUAGGUAUGGCAAAUAUUGGAGUCGUUGUCAGUUUCCGAAAUACAGCAUCUUUUAAAAGGAGGAAUUUCUGAUUUACUUUUUGUUGCCAGGUGGUCUUGAUGACUCCGUAAUUUUAGCGAACGAUGCCAGCAAGAUAUCGCAGUUAAAUACCUGGCUUCUUCCGCACUUGCAAAGUCCAGACACAAGUUAUUGGAAGCUGUGUUAUAGGGCCUCUAAUCAUGGCUGGAGGUCACGGACCUUUCACAGCUAUUGCGAUAACAAAGGACCCACUGUAACAAUUGUUAGGGUCGGGAUCUAUAUUUUUGGAGGCUACAACGACAAUUCAUGGCAGUGUAAGUCUUUGAAAUAGCUAGGAUACGAAGAAGGUAUCGACCAGCUAGACUGAAUUAAAACUAGGGGUUAUUAACCCCAAACGUAAAAGGAAGGAGAGACUGGGCCUUUACAAUUUUCGCAAAUAGUUCAAAACAAGUCUAGUGUUAACUAGAUUGUCAUUAAUCACUCGCAAUACUGCUAAUUGGAGGAUUUUGUGGUAAGAGUUUAAUCAAAUACUCGCAACCUGACAAUCUAAUCCAAAGUCACGACAUUGCUGAAGCAAGAACUGCUCCUCCUUGUACGACUGCUUGGCCGUGCGUUUUCUUCUAGGAACGGGGAUUAGACGUAUCCAAAUCUAGAAAAAUAAAUGUUUGUUCGGCUUAAAACGCUUCGAACGUGCCACCAAAAAACUGUGCUGAGUCCUCGGGUUUAUAAUUUAUUUAUUUAUUUAUUUAUUUUUAACAAGCGCGUUUGAGGUGGGGUAUGGGGCUUAGUGGUGAAGGUCGGGCUUAAUACUGCUGUACUGCAGCUGGUUCUACCAGGUAUUUUUUCUUGAAAUCUGAGAGAGGUUAACCACCGUUUCUGUUAAAUUUCUAAUGGAAAAGCCCUGGGGACGAAGUUGAUGGCAACUUGUGAUGCUCCAAUUCAUGAGGAUUUGAGCGUGAUUUAUGUGGUAUUUCACACAUUGUAUACUACCUCCCUGCUCUCAGUAUUUACUAACCCACCCCCGUUUCCUAACAAUACACCAUUUUAUAGCUCUGGGCUUAGUAUCCUAGACUUUGAGUGAUCAUGAGUGCAAGACUGAGGUUGACCAUGAUAGACAGAUAGUUAGAUAGUUUAAUUACCAAUACUUUGCAGCCCAAAGGCAGAAUUGCGUAUUUACAAUGAUGCAAUUGAUAAAAUUUGUAUAUAAAACUAAUUACAGUAAAAAAAGUGUGAAAAAUGUGAUAAAAAGUUUAAAAAUCUACGUACAGGAUCUAAUAAUAAAACUAUUCCUAAAACGAUCGGUCUUGCAUUUAGGUACAAUGAAGCGCCUUUUUUACCUUAGAGCAUAACCAUGUUUUGAUACAAACCUCCUUUGUUUUCUUAUGGAAAUUAUACUUAAAAAGUACUAGUUAGAAUAAAAAAAAGAGCGAUUUACAUAUUAAGAAAGCAGAAAUGGUUGUAUAAAAGCAAGGUCCACUCCAGCCUCGUUUCCAUCCAUAAUUGUAAAAUGGUCUAUUGAACUCGACUGAGUUACACUGAAUCUCUAAUUGUUUGUGUUCUGUUUUUUGUCUCUUCAGGGUCUGCUGGUUAUCAAUAUUCGACAAAUACCUUCUUGUACUCACUGAAAAACUACAAAGGGUAUGGAUACUUCAAACAGGACAUAACCAACGGCUACUAUGGCAGCGCCACUUACAGCCAAUAUAAUUAUGGUCCAAUGUUUGGUGGGUGCCAUGAUAUGUAUAUUGCGGACAAUGCGGGAGGAAAUACCAACUCUUACUUUAGUUGUCACUCGUACAGCAGUCCCUAUUGCGACAAUUAUCUCUGGGUUGGAUCACGAUACGGGAGUCAUUUCCGCCCAGAUGAGUUGGAGGUUUAUUAUGAAGUGCCUGCUUGAAACCGGGCGGCAACAUAAAACAAAGAAAGCAAAAAAACAAACAAACAAACACAACAACAACAAUCACAACAAAAACAUCAACAGACCAACAAAAAUAAGUCACAGCAAAAAAUAA